Lathyrus sativus (Indian pea) is the source of this 993-nucleotide messenger RNA. NCBI's taxonomy places the organism in Eukaryota, Viridiplantae, Streptophyta, Magnoliopsida, Fabales, Fabaceae. The record is from the annotation of a GenBank genome assembly.
AUGGCGCUACAGUGUGUGAAACAGCACCACUUACGAGGUUUACAGAGCGAGACAACCUUAACUUUCCUUUCAUUGUUACGAAAUCUGAAGCUCCCAGGAACAGUGAGAUGGGUCAGUGGUGAAAUACCAGUUAAGUCUUCCUUUAGAUGCUAUGCUACUGCAAAAUCCGAGAGGAUUAUACCAAUCAAAAAGAAAAAGAGGCUGGAUGAAGUCUGCCUUGAAAGGUAUGAGCAAUAUAGUCGAUCCAUCAUCCAGUCGUGGAUUUUGCAAGGAAAAGUAUAUGUGAACGGGAAGGUGAUUAAUAAAGCUGGUACCCCUGUUUCUGAUAAAUCUGUAGUCGAGAUAAUGGCUGAAGUUCCCAAAUAUGUAUGUAGAGCUGGACAUAAGCUGGAAGGUGCCAUUGAACAGCUCGGUGUCGAUGUUGCUGGUAAAGUUGCUCUUGAUUCUGGGCUGUCGACUGGAGGAUUUACCGACUGCUUACUUCAGUAUGGCGCAUCACAUGUUUAUGGGGUUGAUGUCGGUUACGGACAGGUAGCAGAAAAAAUUCGAAGAGAUGAACGUGUAUCAAUCAUAGACCGAACAAAUUUACGAUAUCUCAAAGAACUCCCACAAAAUGUUGAUUUGGUGACCCUAGACCUCUCAUUCAUAUCUAUUCUUACGGUCAUGCCUGCGGUGGUAAAUGUAAUGAAGGAAGAUGCUGCAUUAGUGAUAUUGGUUAAGCCGCAAUUUGAAGCUCAGAGAUCUCAAGUAGGAAAGGGAGGGAUAGUGAAAGAUCCUCUAGUCCAUCAAGAGGUUCUUGAGAAGAUUACAAAGGGAGUAGAGAGUUUUGGUUUCUGCAGCAAAGGAUGGAUCGAGUCUCCUCUCAAAGGUGCCAAGGGUAAUACAGAAUUUCUUGUUCACUUCAGCAGAAUCCAUACCAAAGGUUCUAAAAAACAUGAAACUAAAGAGGAAUAUAAGCUUGAUGAUGCAUUUCUUCAAUCUUCAGAGAAGUAG